UAAAUUAAAGUAUAUUUAAUUUUAAAAUAUAUUUUAAAUUAAAAACAUUUUCGAUAUAUUAUUUACAUAGUAAUAAUUCUAUUUGUCGGUGAUUCUAUUUUACAGAUGUAAGUAUAUGUAAUUUUGAAAAAUAUGAUAGAUAUUAAUUUCUUUUUAAUUUCAAUCUACCUUGUGAAAGCCUGCAAUGUAGCUUUUAAAUAAUGUAAUUGAAUUUAAUAUGUAACGUAAUGUGUAUAAAUUCAGUGUAUAAAGUUAUGUAAGGGAGAUAAAUGUGAGCUAUUUGUAUUACAAAUGUUGCACGCUUGGUAUGUUUCUUUUAUAUAAAGCUUACUAGCAGUAACAGUUAUAAAAUAUUUAUUACUUAAGAUGUAAUUUAUAAAAAUUUGAUGACAUUGAAUAAUAAAUCGAAGAAGAAGAGGAGUAGUAAUCCACAAAAACAAAUUUAAAAGAUAGUUUUGUUUAAAAAAUAAAAUAUAUUGUUAUGAAAUAAUGUAUUUUUAUGUUUCUAUGGGUUAUAUUAUAAGAUAAUAUUACAUUUUGUCCUUAAUCAUAAAAUUUUACAAAAACAACGAUUAAUUGAUAUGUUUUAGAUAAAGAUAUCCAUCCAACAUGUUAAGUAAAUUGAUUGGGACUUUAGUUACCGUUUUAUAUGUUUUGUACAUUCUUUACAAGUAUGUGCGCUUUAACUUAUGGACAAAAGGGGAAACUUCUGAUAAAAAACCCGUUGCACCUGUAAAUGAUUUAAUAUCUCUUUUGAAAGGAAAUUUAUCAAUCGGUGAAGUCUUCCAGAAUGGAUAUUUAAAAUAUAAAGCUUGUAGAAUUUUUGGGAUGUGUGUAUUUUUCAAACCUGUACUGAUAAUUACCGAUCCAGAAAUUGUUCAAACAGUGCUAUCAAAAGAGUUCAAGUGUUUUCAAGAUCGGGGAGUGUUCAGUGACGAAACAGUAGACCCCAUGUCAACACAUCUCUUUUCGAUGAAUGGCCAAAAAUGGCAUAAUUUACGAAACAAAUUAACCCCAUAUUUUAAUUUAAACAAAAUAAAACAAUCAUAUGCGAUUCUAGAGGAAUGUAGUGAAGAACUUAAAACAAAUUUAGAGGGCAAAGCUAAAACAAAAGCUUGUAUAGAUGUAAAAGAUAUGUUCGAAAGGUACACAAUGGAUUUUAUAAUGGCCACAGCAUUCGGCAUACAAUCAAAUUGUAUAAAACAGCAAAAUCAUGAAUUCACGUAUUGGGGAAAACAAGUCUUCGGAGAGGCAAGCAUUUGGAAACUUCUCUUCAUGUUUUCACCAAAUGUAAUGAAAUUUUUUUCCAUUCCCUUUACGGACAAAGAGACAAGUAAAUUUUUUAUGGACUUAUUUCAAGAAAAUAUGAAUUAUCGAAAAAAUAAUAAUAUUAUCAGCGAGGAUUUCAUGAAUGCGCUUAUACAAUUGAUGGAGAAGGGAUAUAUUAAAUAUGACAACAAAAAAGACGUUAUCGGCGAUUUAUCAGACGUAAACAAACUAACCAUAGCUGAAGCGGCUGCACAAGCUUUCGGUUUCUUUUUGGCUGGCUACGAAACAUCAGCCACAACAGCUUCGUAUUGUUUAUACGAAUUAGCUUGCAAUCCUGAUAUACAGGAUAAAGUUCGCACAGAAAUUGAUGAAUUAUUAGAAAAACAUGGUGAGAUAUCGUACGAGGCUGCAAAUGAAAUGAAAUAUUUUCAAAACGUAAUAAAUGAAACUUUAAGAAAAUAUCCCCCACUAUCCAUUUUAUUUCGGAAGUGCACUAGAGAUAUAGAUCUCUCAGAUACAGAUAUCCACAUUUCAAAAGAAACUAUAGUCAUUAUACCGGUGCUUGGAUUGCACCGCGAUCCAACUAUAUAUCCGGAUCCGGAUAAAUUUGAUCCGGAACGAUUCACCGAAGCCAAUAAAGCAACAAGGCACUCGUUUGCAUAUUUACCAUUUGGUCAAGGACCACGGAUGUGCAUGGCAGACGUAAAUAAGCUAACCACAACUGAAGCGGCUGCACAAGCUUUCGAUUUCUUUUUGGCUGGCUACAAAACAUCAGCCACAACAGCUUCGUAUUGUUUAUACGAAUUAGCUUGCAAUCCUGAUAAAGUUCGCACAGAAAUUAAUGAAUUAUUAAAAAAACAUGGUGAGAUAUCGUACGAGGCUGCAAAUGAAAUGAAAUAUUUUCAAAACGUAAUAAAUGAAACUUUAAGAAAAUAUCCCCCACUAUCCAUUUUAUUUCGGAAGUGCACUAGAGAUAUAGAUCUCUCAGAUACAGAUAUCCACAUUUCAAAAGAAACUAUAGUCAUUAUACCGGUGCUUGGAUUGCACCGCGAUCCAACUAUAUAUCCGGAUCCGGAUAAAUUUGAUCCGGAACGAUUCACCAAAGCCAAUAAAGCAACAAGGCACUCGUUUGCAUAUUUACCAUUUGGUCAAGGACCACGGAUGUGCAUGGGUAUGAAAUUAGCCUUCUUGCAAAUAAAGAUGGGACUUGCAAAACUGUUGUUGAAAUAUAAAUUCAAACCACAUCCAAAGACUUCAAUCCCGUUAACGUUAGAUAAAACGUCAGUUUUAAUAAUUGUCCCAAAAGGUGGAAUACAUCUAACCAUUGAGCAACGAUAACGGUCUUUGUUCAUUUUUCCUAAAAAGGUUCGAGAUAUUGUUAUAAAUAAUAUUUCAAAAUCUUUCUUGUAAUUAGUUUUAAGUAUUAUAAUACUACUUUGUACCAUAUAAUAAAAUGUUUC
Messenger RNA from Solenopsis invicta (red fire ant), 2729 nucleotides. Its product is annotated as probable cytochrome P450 6a17. Bases 610 to 2607 code for a protein of 665 amino acids. Gene Ontology annotation, molecular function: oxidoreductase activity, acting on paired donors, with incorporation or reduction of molecular oxygen; heme binding; iron ion binding. Lineage: Eukaryota; Metazoa; Arthropoda; Insecta; Hymenoptera; Formicidae. The transcript is spliced from 8 exons. The record is from RefSeq and is a predicted model, not a curated record.